Larimichthys crocea (large yellow croaker) is the source of this 3691-nucleotide messenger RNA. RefSeq names its product reticulon 2b (gene rtn2b). Lineage: Eukaryota; Metazoa; Chordata; Actinopteri; Sciaenidae. The coding region runs from base 67 to 711 and encodes 214 amino acids. The transcript has 7 exons. Gene Ontology annotation, biological process: brain development; neuron differentiation; endoplasmic reticulum tubular network formation. The record is from RefSeq and is a predicted model, not a curated record. Gene Ontology annotation, cellular component: neuron projection; postsynaptic density; endoplasmic reticulum membrane.
AGCCUGGGGUGCAAGCCAACAGUGGAAGCGCAAGGAAGAGGGGAGACGAGCAGGAUCGCAGCUGAAAUGGCCACCAAAUUUAUGGAUCUGGUGUAUUGGCGGAACAUGAGGAGGACUGGUGUGGUGUUCACGGGGCUUGUAAUCGGUCUGGCCAGUGUGUUCCAGCUCAGUGCCAUCACUGUGCUCUCCCACAUAUGCCUGGGUGCCAUGUGCGUCACCUUCCCCCUCCGUCUCUACUAUAAGCUGCUGGAGCUGCUGGGCUGGAACUCCGGCGUCCACCCCUUCCAGUCGUAUCUGGACAAUGACGGCUCUCUGACAGACAAGGAUACAGUGAUGUUGGUGGAGGAAGUGGUGCUGAUGAUCGCAUUUGCUGUCACAGAGUUCAAACGCCUUCUUUUCAUUGACAACAUGAUCGACUCUAUUAAGUUUGUUGUCCUCCUGUAUCUGUUGACCUAUGUCGGCGUCCAGACCAACGGACUGACUCUGGUGAUAACUGCUGUGAUCGUCAUUUUCUCCAUUCCUCUUUUGUACAAAAAGCAGCAGGUGCGGAUAAGGAAGGUGGUUAGAGCCGUCAAAGCUAUUGUAAAGAAAAUUAAUUCCCUGUGCCUUAGUCUUUACGAGUCAGUGAGACCCCCUCCUGCCACUGAACCCACCUCAAAACCUGCACCUGUAGCUGCACCUGCCCCCAAACAGAAGGCCAAGUCCAAGUAACAUGUUGGUCGUGCGUUGAAAAGCACCAAUGGAUUUGGGAUUUGGAAAAUGUUGGAAUGGUACCAUCCUCUGUGGGGGCCGCCGGAGGGGCGGCUCAUUUCCAUUUCUCUACCACGAUGUUGUUGUUUACGGGAGUGCGACUUAAUCGAUCCUGACAGCUGAAACAAAGCUGCCAUUCACUCAAGGAGAGCGAGUGGAAGUGCACGAGGAGAAGAAUUUUAUUUACUGAGAUGCUUUCUGUGGGCAGUGUUUAACAUAACCAGUUCACACAAUCAUCUACUCCAAGCACGGACAGAACAAAAUAUCAUCACACAAUUUUUUUUCCCUUUGAUAACAGAUCUAUUUUUACACAACUAGCGAGCACUGUGUUCCUGUUGAGCUGCAGAAUUACUCAAAACGAAGCAUUAUUGCUGAUAUAUAUUUAUUGAGCAUCGUUCAUUGUUAGCUGGGCAGAAUAAAUCUGACAUGAACAUCGCCUGCCGUUAAUUUACAUUAAUGAUUUUGUGUUCACCGCAAAGUAACCAAAGCAUUAGCAAAAAGCUUUCUAAGCACUAAACUCCUUAAAACUUUCAUGGGACUCUCUUCAUGAGAAAUAAUGAGAACAUUGUCCUCUGCUCUUCAUGCUAAUUACAGUUAAUCAGGUACAAACACUGACUUCCCACUGCUCUUAGGGCAGUGAUUAAAGGUACAAAGUGUAGUGAAGUGAGGACAACCUCAGCUGUCCUGCAGAAACUCCAACAGAGUUUUUAAUUAAUUAAUGUCACACAAAAAACACUUUACAGAUCAAUUUUGGUCUCUUAUUUUAACCGCUUGGCUGCUCAGGGGCACGAGGAAACAGGCUGCAAACGCACUGACAACUUUAAACAGCAAACAGCUACAGAUCCAACAGACUCGGAGCAACAUUAGCAUUAAUUUGGAGUCACGUUUGUGCCCACCUGAUGAAUACAAGUCCAACUUCGCUCCUUUUUUAGCACCAACUCUAGCUGCUAAAUGCUCCACCGUGUUCACCUGCCAGUCGCCUGUUGUUUGGUGGUGGGCAGUGGGUUUUUAAAGCCAAAGAAAAAAAAAGGCUUUGAGAGCGGUGCGGGGGAACUAAAACUGUAACGCUGCAUGCCAAAUAACCAAAACUAUGAGCUGAAAGCAGAUAAAACGCUCUGUAGAGGUGCAAUGUGGGUUUGUCACUACAGUGACCCUUUACACGUGCAUGUUAUUUGAUCUAUUGUUAGAAAAAUAUUGAUUAUAGCUGCUUUAAGCUUUCCAGGAUGAAUUUAUUUCUCUUUAGUUACUCAAACAUUCAGGUUAUUGUUGUUUGUAGUUAACUACAACUAACUACAUAACUAUACUCCCUGUUUCAGUUGCAUAAUUGUGUGAACUACCUACGCCAUGACCGUCUUCAGAGGGCAUUUCAGUAGAUAAAGCUUGAAAUCUACAUAUUUUAAAACAUUAGACAAAAAUCCAGUAACUUAAAAAAAAAAAGAAGUGAGACACAAAAAUCGGGCCAGUGGAUCUUGCGAGAAAACAAACCAACAGAUGCAGCAGCAUCCCAACAUGCUGUCGACAGCUUGUGCAGAGGAAAAGUGCUUGAGGGGCAGUUUAACAAGGAUGAGGAGGUCACUGGAAAAAUCCAAAAAUAUCCACUUUUAGGCAGCCGUUCAAUUCAAUAGUUAGACUAUUCUGUCUCCUGUGCACUUCCGGGAAUUUCACAGAAACACCCUGAAGGCAGAAAUAUGGAGAUUGCUCCUGUAACAUGACUCAAGAACUUUCUGCUCGGUAGUUUUGUUUAGUCCAUAAUACAACAGUUUAACAGCGAGGGUCUGAUGUUUGCAUGUCGAUACAGAUGGUUGCUGGCACAACUCCAUGUCAACAUUUUCCAAAUUCAAAUCAAGAAUGUCGUCAUUGUUUGAUCCCCCCAAAAAAACCCACUAUAAAAUUACACAAAACACCUCUUGAAGAGUUUCCUCAUUGUUAGAUAAGCAAAACUUUGAACCAACAAGCGCUGCAGAACACUCGAAAGGUGCUGCAUGACUUAACUGGACUAAAUUUUUGUCUUUAAAAGUCACCCCCACUUAUUGUUGAUAAAGUGUCACUCCAACAUAAGCAGAUUAAGGUUGGGUGUGCACCACGAUUAGCUUUAACUGACAUGUAGAUGACAGUUUAAAUUAAACAGUUUAUUCCUUUAUUCUGACUAACUGUGUGUGGUUUUAGCUGCCAAACCUGAGCCAGUAAACUGCAAGCGGUUACUUCAAUGCAGCUGUGAGCCACUGUUAGCGUUAACAGAUGAAUGGUUUGGUGACCAUGUGGUGCUCUCUAGUGGUCUGUGUUUGAGAAGUUAAAAAUACAGCUGCACUCAUACUAACAUGUCUUAAUGAACUGAAGUGAUUUACUGUGAUUUCAACAUUAUGAUCCCAAAUUGAAGCAGCCGGCUGACAGGCCGGGCAAAGAGGGAUUCAGAAAUUAGAAUAAAAAGGGUCAGCGCCUCACAAAACAAAUAAUAUUUCUUAUUUUUAGUGGUAUUUACAGCAUUUACACUGUUUUCACAAGGACUAUUUCUUUACAAGCUCUCUACAGUUGACAGUUUCUGAAUAAGAUUUUGUUUGAACAACACAAUCAAAACUCCAAAACUAAAAUUAAGUGAGAAAAUACGUCUUUUUGUAACUGACCCUUCAAAGGUGACAACAGCUUGCCGCAGUGACCGCUGAAUAUCACUUAAAGAAAUAUUUACAUGAAUACAGAAACAAUUUUACUGUUGAUGUGAUCGUUUUUUUUUUUCAAAAGGUGUACAACUGUAAAAUGUAGAACAAAAUAAAAGUGUGAUCACGACCCUGAAAAAAACGCUUAAAGUGAGGCACGACAGGGCUUAACCGACUUUGUUUUUGCUGUUCUGGUUGACACUUUGACUUGUUUCUAAAGGUAUUUAUAAUUUUUUAUUGUUAUUUCCUAUUGUUAUGUUGCUCCCCAAUAAAAGGUUAUUUACUACAAA